UGAGCUCCCGAAUUCAACUAAUUUAGACCGCGUUGUAGAAGCGCCUGGACUCGUGAGUGUUGUGCAAUUCAAGUGACAUAGAACUGUUCCGAGCCUCCGGAACUGCUAGAGAUCAAGUGAAAGUCUGUAAUUUCCCCCAUUUGUGUGGGAGUCCGAACUAAAGUGGAAAAACAAAGAAGAGCUUAGAAACAAUGGACCACCUGUUCCGGCAAAGGCGGAUUAGCGUGCCCAAGCGGACGAGCGAGCUGGUGGCGCUGGUGGCGGUGUCCUGCACUCUGUUCCUGUUCCUACACACGCGCGACCUCAGCACCCAGCUCCGGCGCAUGCAGGGCCGCCUCAACGAUGACGUCACCGCCUUCAACCACCUCACCGACAGGGCCGCCACAGAGCGCACGGAACACGCCGCAUUCGCUUCCGCGCAGGAGUACAAAGAAGCUUUGGAGGCGAUACGAAGGCACACUGGCGCUGAGCGGAGCAAACCGCAGCGUACCCUGGAGGCCGAGCCCGAGGAGUCGCAGCAGGAGAUUGACCAGGAGUACCUGGACGAGCUGCUGGUACCGGAGCCCUGGGAGCUCAACAAUACCGCUCGGGCUGGCAUGGAGCUGCUGUUCUUCAACCGCGUGCCCAAGGUCGGCAGCCAGACCUUCAUGGAGCUGCUGAGGCGGCUGGCCAUUAGGAACCAGUUUGGGUUCCACCGGGACGCCGUGCAGCGCGUGGAGACCAUCCGCCUGGCGCCGGCCGACCAGCAGGUGCUGGCGGGGCUGGUGGCUGCGCACGCGCCGCCCGCCUCCUACAUCAAGCACGUCUGCUACACUAACUUCACUAGGUUCGGCUAUCCAUCUCCAAUCUACGUGAACGUUGUCCGGGACCCCGUGGAGCGAGUAAUAUCGUGGUACUACUACGUCAGGGCCCCCUGGUACUACGUGGAGAGAAAAAGAGCGUUCCCCGAUUUACCGUUGCCUGACCCGGCUUGGUUAAAAAAGGACUUCGAGACCUGUGUGCUGAGUGGUGACCGCGAAUGCCGGUACAUCGAGGGCGAGACGCACGAGGGAAUUGGAGACCACCGACGCCAGACGCUGUUCUUCUGUGGACACGAGCCUCAGUGCACGCCUUUCAACAGCGUGGAAGCCCUACAGCGCGCCAAGCGAGUGGUGGAGCAGCAGUAUGCGGUGGUGGGAGUACUAGAAGACAUGAACUCAACACUGCUUGCGUUGGAAAGAUACAUCCCUCGGUUCUUCCAAGGGGCACUACGCUUGUAUUGGGAGGAGCUGAACACAUUCAACCGCAUCAACCGCAACGCGUUCAAGCCGCCCGUCUCCGAGGCUGUAAAACAAAUCGUCCGCGCUAACUUCACUAGAGAGAUAGAAUUCUAUGAGUUCUGCAAGCAAAGACUGCACAUGCAACUGCGGGCCCUAAGGGACCCUUCCAUCACACCCCCUACCACCAGGACCGCGAGGAGACGAAGAGCCCAAAGGAUAUUUAGGAGACCGCAGAAGUGAGACCCACAGACAGUUAGUUAAGUUAGUGUGAAAGUAUUCUAAAGACUACGUCUUCCUGCUUUUAGUGUAUUGUGGACAGUGUAAGUUCACGAUGGUCAGAGUUUGUAAAAAAGUGCGUCCUAAUGCGAUCCUUUAGGACAAAGUGGUAGCUAUCAUCAUCAUCAUUAUCAUUAUCAUCAUCAUCAUCAUCAUCAUCAUCAUCAUCAUCAUAAGACUCUUUAGCCCAUAUUUGCCCAGUGGGUCGUUUUUGACCCGUAAAACAGGUACUGUGAACAGAAACGCAACGUGAAUAAAAACAAGGAAGAAUAUAGUUCUGGGCACAAUAUGGGUAAAUUAAAAAAACUUCAUCCUAGAAUAUGUUAGAAUCACAGACACGUGACUUCCUUAUUUUCCCUGUAAUGUUCAUCUUUCAUUUAGCUACAUGGUCCUGAAAAUUUGUUGUUAUACUCGUAUUAAUGUAAUUUCUAUUCACGUUAUUUAAAAAGAAUUUGUCUUGUUAUUAUGUUAGCGUAGUUACGUUAAUACCAAACGAGCCUGUAGAAAAAGAACGCCGGAAAAAUAUACUGAAAGGUCGUCUGAAGGACAAUGGAACGUCCUAAAUUAAAGUCCAGACACUGCGUAGUGCGAUAAAGUACACGUAUAAAAUAACUUUGGGAAUAAAUUCUCCAUGUUUUGCAAAUACUUACGCAAGUCCAGAUCAUAAAAAGUUACCCUGAAGAGUGAAGGUGACUGCUUUUCCAGACCGCUUUAAAUACAAUAUAAGUUUAAUAAUUUUCCAUUAAAUAAAUUGGAGGUGAUCAUUGCACCGAUCUCAUCUUAAUGUGUGAUCAUGUAACGUACUUAUUGUAUUCGCCUUUGUGUUUCAUCAUCAUCAUCAUAAUUUCAGCCAUAGGACGUCCACUGUUGAACAUAGGCCUCUCCCAAUGAUUUCCACAAUGGCCGGUUGGUGGGGGCCUGCAUCCAGUGCCUUCUAGCUACCUUUAUGAGGUCGUUAGUCCACCUUGUGGGUGGACGUCCUACGCCUUUGUGUUUACCUACAGAUAAAUAUUAGACUUUUGACUAUCCACAAAAGACACCACAUGUUAAGUUAAAAUAUUGAUCGGCCAUUCUCAGAUUAGCUAGUUUUUACGUGUCCGGGCUGUUAAAUCCUUAAAAAUGACAAAUUAGAGACAUGCAAGUAUUUUUAUAUGUUACUUAACAACCCUGUCCAGUUGUGCAUAAAAUCAUAGGCCUCUAUUUUAAGUGUAAGUGGCUAAAUUAAUUUCAUGAACCUCUGUUCUAUAAUUACCGUGACGCGUCCGCACACCGACUUACUGUUAAAAGGUGGCUGUAAUUUUUAUGUCGUAUAGAUUUAAAUUACUCCAUUCAACAUUUUAAAGAGUUUAUAAGAUUGUCUUAUGCUUGGCAAAAUAUCUAUUCAAUAGAACCAUUCUGUAAAUAAUUAUAAUUAAAAAACCGCUUGUCCGAGCUAAAGUCCUAAUUACCGUUACGUUUUCUGUUCGUGAUCAUACUAGCCUAAAUAAUAGUAUUUGACACAUCAUUACCUCGCGCGGCGUUAGCCCUUAGUUAGUGCCUUGAGCUGUUAGCAAGUGGAUGUCUAUUGCGUUGGUGUAACCGUCGAUGAAUUGCGUAAGAGUAUAAUUACCAUAUCUUUGGUUUUCAAUUUUUCUAAUUACCAUGUCCUUAUUUUUAUACUAGAUUUAUAAAGGUAGAUCCACGUUGUUAGUUUAAAUAGAAACAUUACUUUGACCUCCGUACAUUGUAGUAAGACAGAAUUUGCAUACCCUGCAGAUUUUGGAAAUUUUGAAGAAAAACUAUCGUUUUAUAAUUUCCAUGUACUAAUUGCCAUAUAUUUAUAAUCACCGUUGUAUGAAAUUAUUACCUACAAAUUGCACUCACGAUUGAAUAAGUAUAAUGAUAAAAUAUGAAAAAAUACCUAGACUUUCGCAUAACAUCUUUACGGACUUUUCUUCCAAUCUGACAUCAACAUUUUGAAAGCUUUCGUUAGAGUUACCUCGAAAUAGAUACCUCGAUUUCAUGACGAAUGUUAAGCUUCAGUUGCUGCAUGGUUGUUGGAUUAUAGAGUAUAAUAAUAUUUUAACUCUUAAGGUAACCCCAAAAAAAGAAGUUAGCUGGAGUGAAAUCGAGGCUUCCAGAUGCCCAGGAGAUGUCACCCCUGCGUGAAACAUGUCUCGUACCAGAUAUUUAUUUUUACUAUUAAUAUCAUUGAUAUUAGCAUGUUAAAUCAUUAAUUAAUAUUAAUAUAAUACCAUUAAAAUCUAUCCAUAUUACCUUCGCCCUAAGAAGAGAUUGUCCAACAGUAAUUACCUGGCGUGAACACAUUAAGAACAAAAGGGAACAAAUGAACAGACAAUGGACUGCAUCUUACCUGCCUAGAAAAAACAUAGGUAUAGAAAAAACUUCGUGAUAUGCAAUGGAUAAUGGGCAGAAGAAUCUUGGAGAACAAAUUAUUACAAAUGCAUCCUAAGACCCAUGUAGACAUAUGGCAUCGACCCAGCCUUGCAAAUGUAGAAAUACUUUAACGUUUUCGAAAUAAAGUAUUAAAAAUCCUGAGCUGUGCACCUUGGUUUACAAAGUCCACUGAAGUGAUACCAAACGUCAAAGAGGAAAUGUAUUUGCUGCACCCCUUCUAAAUUCUGAGAACUUUACAAUCAGGCUCAGGAGAAAGCGAAUAGCGUCAAUCUGAAAACGUAUUGUAAAAGAAUCGAGGUGACAAAUCAUGGGAUGUGCAGAGCUGGUGGAACUGUCAUUAUUACAAAUUCAAUCCAAUCUAAUAAUGGCUGAUGGUUGAUCGCAGAUAGAUUUAAAAAGAGGAAGAAAACACCAAUAUCAUUUGUGAGACCAUUUGAGAUCCAUUAACUGUAUCCAUCGUUUGUACCACAUUUAAAGCAAAUGAUGAUGAUUCAGAUUCUGAUUCAGCUAAAUGCUCUUAUUUGAAAUGUGACACGUAGCCACACGUGUUUGUGUACAAAUUUAUGAAUGCAAGAUGUUGUUUUUUUGUUAUUUUACAUAUCUUUUCUAAUUACCGUUACAUUAAGUAUUAGCCUUAUCUAAUUACCGUGACCAUAAAAUUUUUGGGUCUCAUUUACGCGGAAACCGCUUUGAAUAUUUUGACGCCUUUACGAUUGUUAAAUUCGUACUUUACAGGUGUUUUAUAUUUAAAUGCGUUUAAGUCAAUUAAGCCAAAUUUCAAAAAUGAUAUGGUAAUUAGGCUGAAAACGCCUAAUCGUGAGAAUGACCGUGAUAAUAUGACUGCCUGAAAUAUCACAAAUCGUGCUGAAAUCGCACAUUUAAUUAUUUAUUGUUCUUAAGCAUAAUAAAAUUAGGAAUAAGCUUUAAGCUUUUUGUAUAUAAUACUUUUAAGUUAAUCGCCUAAGUACAUUAUUAUUUUACUUUUUUUUUUAUGAAAUUGGUUGAUCUUUAUUUCUUUAUGUUUAAGCCAUGCUGUUGUAAUUAAUUGAUGUAUGUAAACAAAUAAUUCGGGCUAAGAGUUAGGUAUCAAUUUGUUAGGUGACAAAAUAAGUAAGAUAAAAUUACUUUAUUUACUUUCUUUAUUAACGCUUUACACUUUUAUCUACGGUAAGGUGAGACCUGUCGAUAAAACUACUUUCAUAAACAUUGUUUUGUUUAUACUUAUUUAAAGUACAUUUGUAAGCGUGACUAUACGUAAAGUUAAGAUUAUAUUUAUUUCGAUAUCAUCCAAUAAUUGUGAUAUAUUUCGCCUUAUAAAUAAAUUGAUAAGUAAUUGAAGCUAA
This is a messenger RNA of Ostrinia nubilalis (European corn borer), 5275 nucleotides long. It is a transcript of the gene pip, whose product is annotated as heparan sulfate 2-O-sulfotransferase pipe. Gene Ontology annotation, cellular component: membrane. Lineage: Eukaryota; Metazoa; Arthropoda; Insecta; Lepidoptera; Crambidae. Bases 192 to 1499 code for a protein of 435 amino acids. The record is from RefSeq and is a predicted model, not a curated record. Gene Ontology annotation, molecular function: sulfotransferase activity. The transcript has 9 exons.